Messenger RNA from Pelobates fuscus (common spadefoot toad), 4102 nucleotides. RefSeq names its product ankyrin repeat and zinc finger peptidyl tRNA hydrolase 1 (gene ANKZF1). Bases 64 to 2154 code for a protein of 696 amino acids. The record is from RefSeq and is a predicted model, not a curated record. The transcript has 16 exons. Lineage: Eukaryota; Metazoa; Chordata; Amphibia; Anura; Pelobatidae. Gene Ontology annotation, molecular function: protein binding.
GAACGAGCGGAAGUGACGUCAUAUGCGGAAGAGCCCUGCUGAUGCCCACUCCAUGUGCCCAGGAUGGAUGGAGCACCUUCAGUGCAAAAUGUUUCCCUCUUUGGACUGGCUCUGGAAUGUCCCCUGCUAUCUGGACUUUCACACUGUACCAGCAAUGGAAGGUUGGAAGUCUCUGAACAUCUUAAAUCCUCAGAAAUCCUGGCCAGCGAGAAUAUGCGGAAUGUAGGAGUCCCAGAGGUUUCAGACCGUUUAAGCUGCAGUACCUGCCAGUGCUUAUUUGAUAACAGGGAGGAGCAGAAAGAGCAUUACACAUUGGACUGGCAUCGUUUUAACCUGAAACGUAGAAUCAAGGGUGCAGCUCCACUCAGUUCAGAGGAAUUCCAGGAGAAGACUCGAGACGGGGAUGUUUCCAGCAUCUCUGGCUCCGACACUGAAAGCUCUGAGGAUGAUGAUGAUGAUGUGGUCAUUACUCCUGAACCUGAGGAAGAUUCAGAUUCCAUUCCUUAUCUCACCAGCCGCUCACAGAGAUGCUUGUUCAGGAACAGCCAGGGACAGCUGCUCUCCGUGUACCGCUGUGUGCUGGGUGAAAUUAAGAAUACAGAUGCGGAACCGGGACAGUUGUUGAAUUGUGUAAAGAGUAUGCAGGAGCAACCGAUCCUGGUGAUUCUCAUGGCUGGCGGAGGACAUUUUGCUGGAGCCGUCUACAAAGGAAAAGAGAUUUUAAAACACAAAACCUUCCACCGGUAUACUGUGCGUGCCAAAAGAGGGACUUCUCAGGCAGUACAUGAUGCUCAGAAUCGUAGUCACAUGCCCAAGUCUGCGGGGGCUGCCCUACGAAGGUAUAAUCAGGCUGCUCUGAUCACGGAUAUCACUCAGCUGCUGCAGAGCUGGGCAGACCACGUGAAGGAGGCACGAGGAAUCUUCCUGCGGGCCCCUCGCACUGAUAGGACUCUGUUUUUGGGCCGUGACUCUCCCAUCCCACGGAAAGAUCCCCGCGUGCACGGUGUCCCCUUUAUAACCCGGAGAGCCACCUUCAGGGAGGUGCAGAGAGUUCACAGCCAGCUCUUCACUCUGCAGGUCUAUGAUAAAGAAAUAUCACUGUCAUCAUUUACUAAACCCAAAGUAAAAAUCGCUAAAGCAAAAAAGACAGACAAGCCUGAACCAAGAGAAGAGAAAACAGUGAGUCCAGAUUUAUCUGAAGACGAAGAACCUGUGACGGUAAACCUUGUUACUGAAGAGCUGACACUCAGCACUCUAGACCUUCGUGAAUAUGAGCUGUAUCCCAAACGGAAACGGAAAAAGAAGAAGAAGAAUUACACAAAAGAUGAUUCCAAAGAGCCUGAUGGAGAAGAGGAUUCCGCAAACAGAAAUCCGCAGAUGGAAACUUAUGAAGACCUCCCGAUGUCUGUACCAGAAGAAGACGAAUUAUGCCAGAUCCGGAACACCUUGUUCACCUGCUGUAAGACUGGGGAUAGCCAGAAGGCCAAAGAGAUUCUCCAGGUUCUCCUCAAUGCCAAUCCUGAGCUGCCUCCAUCAACGAAAACUUUGACAAUCAGAGAGAUGGAAUCCCUGGUGAAUGAACGGCUCCCCCUGGAGGGACGCACUCUGCUACAUGUGGCGGCAUCUUCUGGACACGGAGAAGUUGCAUGUCUGUUAAUGGAUGCUGGCUGGGACCCAUCUCUAAGGGAUUCUGCUGGACAGACUCCUUAUUCUCUGUCACCCAACAAAGCCACCAGGAAUAGAUUCCGUAAAUAUCGGGAAGACAAUCCGGAAAGAUUUAACUACAGCAAAAGCCAGAUCCCGGGGCCAGUAUCCAAGGAGGCUGAGGCACUGAAGGCCAAAAAGAAGCAAGCCUAUAAGGCACAGAAGAAGCAGAGGGAGAAGGAGGAGAAGGAAGAGAGAAAGAUGAAGGAAGAAGAGGAAGCAGAGAAGAGAAGGUUUGCAGCUCUAAGUGAUCGAGAAAAGAGAGCUUUGGCUGCCGAACGACGAUUUGCUACCCAGCUCAACAACACCAAAGGAACAGAGAGCGGCAGAAGACGUUGCUGGCAGUGUGGGGAGUCCCUUCUAGGCAAAGUCCCAUUUGAAUAUCUAGAUUUCGCCUUCUGCUCUACUCUCUGCUUGCAAGAGCAUCGCAGGAGCAAAGCUGCUAAAUGAGGAUAGACCGUGCGGUUGCACAGGAGAUGACAUCACAGGAUUGGGAUUCACACGAGCUGGUUGGAAUGAGGUCCCAUUGCCAGCUGAAUAGUGUGUCACCAAACAAGAUUCGUAUUAAGCACAGACAAUGGCUUUCACAUGUAAUGGAUAUCUAGAGCCUGCAAACAAGUGGCAUUGUCUUUUUUUUUUUGCAUUAUGUAGAAAUCUGACAGUACCUCAUUUUAAAGUCGAAUCAAGGUGCUAAACAUCCACUUUAGGUUAGAAUCUUUGUCCGUAUAAAAUGAGUGCUGGGGUUGAGCACCAGGACAAGCGUCUGGUAAUGUGACAUAUCUACUACAUUCCCAAGUAGAGAAAUAAAUAGAAACUGUAAAGGAGCUCAUUGCAAUAGGAAUAUCGAAUUUUACCAUUCCUAUCUUGGGCAAGUGAUAUCACUAAAACCACAUAAACACUGGAUGUUAUGGUUGGGGAAUAGAAUCUGCUGGGUGGGGGCACAGAAUUAAUGUUGGCAAGCUGUAAAGUCAAUAGGAAUCUCUGGGCAGCGUUUCACCCACUGACUGUACUCCGUUUUAUAGUUUAAAAUGGGUGAAUGGUUCAUUAUGCCUGUGAAAACAACCCGGACCCUCGUUUGUUAUUUCUAGACCAGAAAAAUAACACUAAACUAAUUUUUCUUAUUUGUUAAAAUCUUUCAAUGGACUGGUGUAAAGUUUGCCUGAGUUUUACAUCCUCUCCGGUUUAAUCUAUUAAUGAGGCUUGGAAUGCUAACCACACUGAAAUAGAAUACUAGCAAAGUAUGUGCUUCAUACUCUGCAUUAAAGCAGCCCUGUGCUCCUCACCCAGUGACCGGUGAAUACACUUUUAACCCACCUGUACUAAUGGAUCCAUGAUGAAGAAUGGGAGAUGUUGUGAUACAUGUAUCAUCUGAUGUAACUGAGUGUUACUCAUAUGUCCGUGUAAUAACUUAAAAUAUUCAUGACUAAUUUAUUUUAAUUAUUUUAUGUGUAACAUUAAACAUAAUGUGGUAAACUAUACAUUAUGAAAAGUAAUGGCGUCAAGGUUCUGGCAGGAUUCAUAAACAACUCUACCAUUUGGUCCCAUGGUUUAUGAUGUCUUCAGAUCUCACUUAUUACCCAGUACUUUGGUAUGCAUUCAGUAUAAUCUAUUCCCUCCGCUAGCAAAAUCACUAGCCUGUGAAUAGAUUAGAGCAGGCUUCCCCCAACUCCGGCUCUCCAGCUGAGCUACAACUCCCAUAAUUCUCAGCCUAUCUAUUUCAUUCAUAGAACCAUGGGAGUUGUAGUUCAGCAACAUCUGGAGGGCCAGUGUUUUGGGAAGCCUGGAUUAGAAGAUAUACUACUAAUUUAAUACCCAUCCCCUCUUGCCUAUGUGCCUCUUUCCUUAAGCGCUACAGGCAUUGCUGGGGAACCCUGCCCAAUUUAGUUUUUAUAGAUGCUUACACCAUUGCAAGUGCACCGAUGUUAGAAUGGCUUCUCAGUUCUUCCGGCAAGUGCAAGCUAAGCUCACUAGUGCACAUGCGCUGUAGUUGCUGUGACUGUAGGGAGGUUUUCCUGCUCUCUCUUUUCAUUCUUUGCAAUAAAAGUGUAUUAUCCUGGCAAUGCACCUUAUGCAGGAUAUUGAUUGACCGGAAAGACUAGGGGUGUUCGGUUCAUUGCAAACAGUUAAAUUAACUUUACAGGAUCUUUAAAUUUGAAGGUGGUGUAACGUGGCCAACAUGUGCAGUUUAAGAAUACUGCAACAAACAUGACGUGUACAGCUAUGAAUCUGGUUCCAUAUCACAGUAUCUGCAAAUAGUUCUUGCAGUUAAGUGUAGCCCAUGCUAAUACCACCGCAAUCUGGUUAUUCUCACGUGUUUAACCCUUUUAUAUUUAUGAAUUAAUAUUAAGUCUAAGGGGCGUAGUUUAAAACUGGGACAAGUGGGAAUCGCAAAAUUGGA